Messenger RNA from Arctia plantaginis, 2721 nucleotides. NCBI's taxonomy places the organism in Eukaryota, Metazoa, Arthropoda, Insecta, Lepidoptera, Erebidae. The record is from the annotation of a GenBank genome assembly.
AUGGUGAAGAGAGAUUUAAAGCAUUCGCGUUCACGAGCCUCCCUGCCAUGGAUACUGUUCUUUGUAAUCCUGCACAGCUCGAACGCACAAUGUCCGUGGAAAGAAGAGCCAGAACUCAAUGCCGCGUGUGUCUGUGCACAUAAUCUAGCCAGAGAUUUAUCGGUCCAAUGUGAUCAGGUAGACUUCCAAUCGUUAUUAUCAGCGUUGAAUAUCGGUGCCAGAAAUGCGGCCAUUGACCUGCUAUACGUAAAUAAUUCAAGCAUUCCUGUACUCACGCCAAAUAUGUUCGCAAACCUUAAAAUUCAUAAUUUACAAAUCUCUGGUUGCGGAAUAAAGAAAAUAGAUGACGACGCUUUCAGGGGCCAAGGACCAUAUCUUAAGAAUUUAAACUUACAAGACAACGAACUAACAGAAGUUCCAGUUAAAGCUUUAAAAAUAUUGGUAAAUCUCUCACUUUUAGAUUUAUCUAAAAAUCGUAUUAGACACUUAAACAACCAAUCGUUUAUAACGCUCCGUAAGCUCACUACGCUUAAAGUUUCUGAUAACAAUGUCACGUUGGAACCAAACACACUUUUUGGAUUAGAAAAUUCACUAAAGAAUUUAAAUUUAAAAGGAACAAAACAAAAAACUGUGCCUGAAUGCAUAAGAGGCCUACGAAGUUUGGCAUUUCUUGAUUUAUCUCAAAAUAGUAUUAGGGAACUACCCGGACCUGGUAAUGGCCUUACUUUCGAAGGCCUGGAUUCCCUGACUGCUCUUAAUUUAGAAAGAAAUUUGAUUGUUAAUCUCAAAGAAGACGCUUUUAAUGGCAUAAAAACCACCUUAACUUCUUUAAGCCUUUUGAAUAACCUAUUGCCAGAGUUUCCGACUGCUGCAAUAGCGACUUUAAGCGACCUUCGAGUUUUAGAUAUAGGGUUUAAUUUGCUAAAUCAGUUACCUACAGAUGCCUUUAUAAAUAAUCCAUCCAUAACUUUACUAGCCUUAGAUGGUAAUCCGUUACCAACAGUACCCGAAGAGGCAUUUUUACACCUUAAUCAAACACUUCGAGGUCUUAGUUUAGGUGGUAGAUUUUUAAAUUGCGAUUGUCGCUUGCGGUGGAUCAUUGAAUGGAUUCGCAAUGGAGAACUGCAAGUAACAUCACGUGAACGAAAUCCUCAAUUUUGUGGUAAUCCAGCCCAUUUUCGAGAUCGAGGUUUCUACAGUUUUGAGCCUAAUGAAUUAGUUUGUGAACAUGAUGCGGAUGCAACGACAGAAAAAUUUACAACCAUAGUAAAUAAUAACAAGGACUGGAAGAUAAAAGAGGUUAUAACAACCACGGAUACAUCAACGUCUAUAUCAACGACAACAAAAAAACCAACAAUAACCACUACUACCCCCAGCACUACAACUGUAUUGAUCGAUACAGAAAUAGAUAAUACCAUUGAAAUAACCACAAGAGCAGUUUUAUCUCAGACGUCCACUGUUAACACAUCACGACCAACACGCCUUCCAUCUAUACGCCCAGCCGCACCAACUUGGCGUCACGCUCCACAUCAGCGUCCUCCACUUAUAAUGAGUUUUCCCCAACAAAAAGGCAAAGAAGAUGACUCAAAUGAAGUCAUCGUUAAGAAUGCGUACAGACAAGAUAACACUGUAAUCAUUCAAUGGGACUCUGAUGUCGCUAACAUACUCGGCUUCCGCGUCGUGUACCGUCUCUUUGGAGAUAAAACCUUCAAACAAGGACCACCUCUGGAAGCCAGCGAAAGAGAAUUUAAAAUAAGAAACGUUCCGUCUCAGGAAUGUAUCGUGGUCUGCGUUAUCUCCCUGGAGGAGGUCAACGUCAGUCCAGAGACAGUACCGUAUUCUCAAUGUCGGGAGGUACGUACUGUCUCCGCCGCUGCUUCUAAUAUGGACAAGAUCACGAUAGCUGCUAGCGCUGCUAUUUGCGGUACUAUUGUCGUAGCGGUACUUAUUUUUGCUGCGGCAUCACGACGCCGUUCUCGCACCGUGCAUCGGCUGCACAGUCAAGUCGCUGAGAAGAUGCCCAAUCCCUGCUGCGGGGGACUUACGGGGACGCCAAGUCCGAGCGGGCCUCUUUCUUCGUUGGCAACUAUCGGCGCUUUUGGAAAGCAGCGUGAGUGGGAUCAGGUGUCGGCUUAUAGCGCACGUUCGAUCCCGCGUGCACGUUCCUAUACUGAACCACUUCCUCCGGACCCACUACCAGGUCGUCCGGGUAGAGCGCGUUCACUCGCUGAUGGUCAAUCGCAACACAGUUAUUCUCAUUCUGGCCGCUAUGGAGCACCUGUAUACCCUGGUAGUCUUCUAGGAUCACGAGCUGACCUUCGACAAUCGCGGCAGUCUUUGGGUGCAGCAUCAGAACGAGCUUCACGACUGUCUCUAAGUGGAGCAGCAGGUGGAGUCACCGGCACAACAGGGUCUAGGCGUAGACCUCGCUCGAGGUCGCGUCCUGCCAGCCGAUAUAGUGUUGGCUCCUUGGGCAUGGGAUACUGCGAUACUUCCGACAAUUGGACUGAUCAUGAUAUGGAUAUUUACAUGGCACGAAACCCAACAACGCGGAGCGGACAGACGGUGGAGCCUCAACCUCUUGGUGCUAUCAUGAAGGUCGUAAAGGUCAGCGAAGGCACCGCUACUCCCGCCCAUACGGCCAUAAGAAACUCAAAACUCGUGCUCACCCGCAUUGUAACAAAUUCGGAGGUUCAAGCCAGUGUACACGACAUCCAUUAG